Molecule: messenger RNA, 1986 nt
Organism: Aspergillus wentii DTO 134E9
Lineage: Eukaryota; Fungi; Ascomycota; Eurotiomycetes; Eurotiales; Aspergillaceae
Product: phosphate transporter
Exons: 5
Coding region: 68-1882 (604 amino acids)
Biological process (GO): transmembrane transport
Cellular component (GO): membrane
Molecular function (GO): transmembrane transporter activity
Source: RefSeq, a predicted model, not a curated record
CGCAUCUUCUCUCUCUUCUUCUACUUUCCAGUUGAUAUCAUGUCAAGUUGGACAAGUGGGAUUCAUCAUGGGCGGUUUUCGCACUCGGUUAUACAAAACUGAUCGGGCUCGCGAUUUCGAGCAUGAGCAGGACCGCCAUGUUCGCAUGCGACAGAUAUACGAAACCAUCGACCGCCAAUCCUUCCAAUGGGUUGUCGUUCUGGUUUCUGGCGUUGGGUUCUUCCUAGAUGGAUAUACUCUCUUCGCAAGUAACAUGGCCUUCCCCAUGCUCAGCUACGUAUACUGGCAACACGAAACCCAUUCGAAGAACCUCACGUAUAUCAACAUCGCCACGCUGGCAGGCACGAUGCUCGGCCAGGUCGCGUUCGGAUACCUGGCUGAUCGGAAUGGGCGGAAGAAGAUGUACGGUGUUGAGUUGAUGUUGCUGAUCACGUCGACGUUGGGUGUUGUCAUGUCGUCGCAGGGAGUGGAGGGCAGUAUGAGUGUGUUUGCGUGGCUGCUUUGGUGGAGGAUUGUGGUGGGCAUUGGCGUUGGGGCGGAUUAUCCGUUGAGUGCGGUGAUUACUUCUGAGUUUGCACCGACAAAACAUCGAGCCCGGAUGAUGGCUACCGUCUUCUUCAUGCAGCCCCUCGGCCAGAUCGCAGGAAACAUCGUCUCGCUCAUCGUCAUCGCCAUCAGUCGCACCCAAGGCACAGACGACCUCACUCGGAUCGUCGACACCAUGUGGCGAUGGGUGAUUGGCGUGGGAGUCGUCCCCGGCGCCAUUGCUGCUCUCUUCCGGUUUGCGAUCCCCGAAACGCCUCGCUUUCUACUCGAUAUCGAAGACGAUCCCGUCAAGGCCGAAUUCGACGCCACCACGCUUUUCAGUGAAGCACCGUCAAGCCCUACGUUUGAUUCUGCGUCGAGCUGGUGUAAUAUUCCCCUCCCCGCCAUGUCCGUCGCAAGCCAAUCCAUCAAUGGAGACAGAUCAUCCUCGCAAACAGAGAUCCUGCACCCAGCAACCCUCAACUCAAACUGGCAUCUCAGCAAGGAAGACAUCAUCCGCUAUUUCUGGACAGAAGGAAACUGGCGCACACUGGCAGGAACAUCCCUCGCCUGGCUUUUACUGGAUUUCGGCUUCUACGGCAUCGGCCUGUCAAGCCCGCAAUUCCUCGCCAAAACCUGGGGCUCGUUAAACAUCCACGGCCAGGCGCCGGUAUGGAUGACCAACGAUGAUCCCAACGCGGACGUGUAUCAGAUGUUCAUGCACAGCUCUACCUAUGCACUGGUGAUUUUGAACAGUGGCAGUUUUGUGGGCGGGCUGUUGCUCAUUUUCGUCGUACAUCGGCUGGACCGGGUUGGGUUGCAGAAAUGGGGAUUUCUGGCGUUGGCAGCGCAUUUUAUUGCGCUUGGGACGAUGUUUAUCACCACCCAGCGAGAAGGGCCUGUUGCUGUUGUGCUGUAUAUUCUUGGGCAGACGCUAUUCAACUUUGGCCCCAACGCAACAACCUACAUGAUCCCCGCCGAAGUCUUCCCCACCCGCUACCGCGCAACCUGCCACGGCAUCAGCGCCGCAGCUGGCAAACUCGGCUCCGUCCUCGUCCAGAUCUUCUCCGCCUACUACCGCUUCGGCACUGGCCCUGGCAACGAACCUACCAUCCGGCACGGCUGGAUUCUAAUCAUCUUCAGCGCGUGCAUGAUUCUGGGAGCAGCAGUAACGCAUUUCUGGAUUCCGUCUGUGCAGCGCGGGCGAGAUGGAAAGGGGAAGCUGUGGGGUGGGAAGCCGGAGAGUUUGGAGACGUUGGCGGUUGGGAGGAUGGGGGGGAGGAGUCGGUAUGCUGUUAAUGUUAGGCCGAGGAGUAGGGCCAGUAGGAUUGUGAAUGAUGUUGUUUAUAGCUUAUAGAAUAGAAUUAAUUUGUAUAGAGCGGUCACUUGUACAGGUCAGUGACUGGAAUUUGUAUAUAUUGAAUGCAUUAUAUUCCAUCAUUCACGGAUAAUGGGAUUAUU